Molecule: messenger RNA, 1549 nt
Organism: Leptidea sinapis
Lineage: Eukaryota; Metazoa; Arthropoda; Insecta; Lepidoptera; Pieridae
Gene: wds
Product: WD repeat-containing protein 5
Exons: 8
Coding region: 209-1249 (346 amino acids)
Cellular component (GO): Set1C/COMPASS complex
Molecular function (GO): histone binding
Source: RefSeq, a predicted model, not a curated record
UGUUGGCCAAACUGCAUCUUCUACGCGAAAUGCACGCACGGAGACGCUCGGUUUUAGAAUGUUGUUCGAAAAUCAGCAAUAAAGUUUGUGAAGUUAAUCAAGUGCUUGAAAAGUGUUAUUUAUUGUGGACUCCUUUAGAUUAUAAUUCAUUGUUCAUUAGAAAUAAUAGUGGGUGACGAAAAAAGUUAAGUGCGUCGAAAGUUGAAACAUGGUGCCGCUAGGACCUGGGCCAGGGCAUCCUACCGCACAUCAAACUCACGGCGGGCCUUCUGCCAACUUGUCCGGGCCGAAUUCGUUAUCACAGAGUACCUCGCAAUCUAACAAGUCUUCGGUAGCGAAACCAAAUUAUACACUAAAAUUCACUCUCGCUGGUCACACGAAAGCAGUAUCAUCGGUAAAGUUCAGUCCAAAUGGAGAGUGGCUCGCUAGUUCGUCUGCUGAUAAACUUAUUAAGGUGUGGGGAGCCUAUGAUGGCAAAUUUGAGAAGACUAUAUCCGGACACAAAAUGGGAAUUAGUGAUGUUGCAUGGUCAUCAGAUAGCAGGCUAAUUGUUAGUGCAAGUGAUGAUAAAACACUGAAGGUUUGGGAAUUAAGUUCUGGGAAAUGUUUGAAAACACUAAAGGGCCACAGCAAUUAUGUAUUCUGCUGCAAUUUUAAUCCUCAAAGUAAUCUAAUUGUAUCUGGUAGCUUCGACGAAAGUGUGAGGAUAUGGGAUGUCAGAACAGGAAAAUGCUUGAAGACAUUGCCAGCACAUUCAGAUCCGGUAUCUGCAGUGCAUUUUAAUAGAGAUGGCAGCCUUAUUGUAUCAUCAAGUUAUGAUGGCUUAUGCCGGAUCUGGGACACAGCUUCUGGUCAGUGUCUUAAAACCCUAAUAGAUGAUGAUAACCCACCUGUCUCUUUUGUGAAGUUCUCACCCAAUGGUAAAUAUAUUCUUGCGGCGACACUUGACAACACACUAAAGCUCUGGGACUACAGCAGAGGAAAAUGUCUCAAGACUUACACAGGACACAAAAAUGAGAAAUAUUGUAUUUUCGCAAACUUCAGUGUAACUGGAGGAAAAUGGAUUGUAUCAGGAUCAGAGGAUAAUCUUGUUUACAUUUGGAAUCUGCAAUCGAAGGAGAUAGUGCAACGGUUGUCGGGUCACACAGACACUGUACUGUGCACAGCAUGCCACCCCACAGAGAACAUUAUCGCCUCGGCAGCGCUAGAGAAUGACAAGACAAUCAAGCUUUGGAAGAGUGAUACUUAAUUGAUAAGGGGACUUACAGUGUGCAUCUGUAUUUUGUGGCUUCAUAUUAAAAGCCAGUAAUUGGCUUGUGAAUAUUGAUUUAAGUUUAAAGUCAGAUUAUGAACUAUAAUUGCCUUGAAAGAAAGUUUUGUUAAUAAUUAAGUGACGGCUACCGUGAGGAUACAAAGUAUAUUAUAAUAUGUAAUGUUCAAGUCUUAUCUUUGUGAAAUAAUUUAGAUAUUAUGUACUAGUUAAGUAUGACUCGUUAAGGAUUUGCUUAAGAUUUAACUUGUUGUGGUAAAAAUUAAAUAUUAGUGGUUA